Vitis vinifera (wine grape) is the source of this 1230-nucleotide messenger RNA. RefSeq lists its product as uncharacterized. Lineage: Eukaryota; Viridiplantae; Streptophyta; Magnoliopsida; Vitales; Vitaceae. The record is from RefSeq and is a predicted model, not a curated record. Bases 5 to 547 code for a protein of 180 amino acids. The transcript has 3 exons.
CUUAAUGGAGAUGGAUAAAACCUUUCAACAAUUAAAGACACAUCUAAUUGAUAUGGCUUAUGGUGCAAGUAGUAGUAGUUGUGAUCAAAUUUUGGCUAAAUUUGAGGAGAAUUAUACUACAGUGAAAGGUCUCUUCCUUAGGUCAAGCGGAAAACCUUUGAGAAUGCACAAGGAAGGAACGAAGAAUGACAUUCUCUCAUGCGAGAGAAGUUUGGAAGAUACGAACAAUAUGAAUGUGAAUGAACAUUAUCUUCACACUUUGUCAAAUGAAAAGUUAUGCACCGAGGACUUGAAUGAAAAGAAUGAAGAUGCAUGUGCUACAUCAAUUGAAGUGCAUAUCAUUCCAGACGAAAAUCAAAAUAUUUUACCACUUCCAAUCAAAAGGAGUAGAAGAGAUUAUGGAAAGGAACCAUUACGAGCACUAUGUGGUUAUCCUAAUCAUAUCAUGAAAACACGUACAUCAAGGGAGAGGAAACCAAGUAAAUUCAAGGUCUCCCCGUUUGUACACAAUUUAAGGAAGAUGGUAAAACGUGAAGCAUCAGAGUGAGCUUCUUGUUGACUUUGGUCAUGAACAUGGAGUUCGUGGAGAUUUUGAGUGCUUACGUCCUAGACAAAAUUUGAUGGAUGUUGUAAGUACCUACUUCAUUUAUAUCAAAUGCGUGCUAUAUUAGUUAAAUAAAUUUAUUGAAGUUAUUGUUCAACAACAGGUAAUAAAUCUAGAAGCCUCAAAGCUAAAUUAUUUUGAAAGACGAUUCAUAGGCAUACGAAGUAUAAGAUGCUAUCUUCCCACGACAUUUUCAGUAAGCUCAUAUUUCUCUUGUUGUUUACUUACAUAUUAAGUACAAUAUACUAAUGUUCGUAUUAUGUUUUCUUAUUAGCAAAUGAUUUUGUGCGGGAGUCCUCAUCAUUUUUUCGAUAGAAAAACAUCCAUCGUGAGUAAGUACAUUAGCGAAUUGGAUGAUUGCGAGAAGGUUAGUAAUUAUUUGUAAUGUUUAAUUGCAUAUAUGAAAUUUAGAGUAGAUAUUGUUUUCACCUAUAAUAUACUAUAUUUUUUGUGGCCCAACUCAUAUAUAUUGUUUUCCUACCUUUACAGCUAUUUAUUCCAAUGCAUGAUGAUUGCCCUAGUCAUUGGUAUCUGUGCGUCAUUGACUUCAAACACUUUGAUAUCCAAAUUUUGGAUUCAUUACGAUCGAAGAGUCAGGACGAGUUCCGGUUUAAGAGUGUCAAAAU